This is a messenger RNA of Gekko japonicus, 602 nucleotides long. RefSeq names its product zinc finger, CCHC domain containing 24 (gene ZCCHC24). Gene Ontology annotation, molecular function: nucleic acid binding; zinc ion binding. The transcript has 3 exons. NCBI's taxonomy places the organism in Eukaryota, Metazoa, Chordata, Lepidosauria, Squamata, Gekkonidae. Bases 15 to 602 code for a protein of 195 amino acids. The record is from RefSeq and is a predicted model, not a curated record.
GGGGCGCCUCCAGGAUGAGCCUGCUGUCCGCCAUCGACACCAGCGCCGCCGCCUCGGUCUACCAGCCCGCCCAGCUCCUCAACUGGGUCUACCUGUCCCUGCAAGACACCCACCAGCAGGCCAGCGCCUUCGACGCCUUCCGCCCGGAGCCGCCCGCCGCCCCGCACCCGGAGCUCGCCUACCCGCCGGGCAAGAGCGCGCCGGCCGAGCUCGGCUCCUCCCUCAACUCCAGCUAUCUCAACAGCUUCUUCCAGCUCCAGAGGAACGAGGCCCUGAGCAGCAGCCUGUAUAAGAGUGCCUCUCCUUAUGGCUCCCUUAAUAACAUCGUCGAUGGCUUGAGCUCCCUCACGGAACAUUUCUCCGACAUAUCCCUCUCAUCGGAAGCGAGAAAGCCCAGCAAGAGACCACCGCCCAACUACCUGUGCCAUCUUUGCUUUAACAAAGGACACUACAUCAAGGACUGCCCCCAGACCUGUUUGGGAAUCCAGCCCGCCAGCCCACGUGAGGACUGUGCCACCACCGUUCAGCAAGUCUUCAUCAACUUUAAUUCCUGUCGAAAGAGGCCGCCUGCCACGCUGUCCAUCUGCUGCCGUCGAGGAUAG